AUGAUAGAGUUUGAUGAUACAAGUGAUUACAUUUCAGAAAGCAGUAGCCAGCAAAUUAUUGAUAAACUCAAAUAUCAACUCAAAGAAGCAAAUGCAGAAAUAGAACGCUUGAAAUCUGAAAUAUUUUCGUUCAAAGAAAAGCUUAUUCAUGCAAAUAGUGAAAUUAAUAGACUUCAAAAACAAAACAAUCAAAAUUCUCAAAUAAAUGCAGAAGUUAUUGAAUUUAAAUUAAAACUGCAAGAACUAGAAAAGAAAAAUAGAUCGCUUAUGGAUGAGAAUGCACUUCUUACUCAAAAAAUGCAACAGGAAGCAAUAUUUAAUUCAUGUUCUAAAAAUAUCGAACAAAAUAUCUUACCUACUAACACAACUUAUACUCCUAAACCAGACAUAACAUCAUUAAUUAGUCAACAAAAGGCAGAACUCGAAAUUCGAGAUCGUAAAAUCCAAAAUCUCAUAAAGGAGAACGUACUGAAUAAAAACACAAAUUUAACUACAAGAAGUCAACCUAUAAAGCAACUGUCUAAUCAAAGCCCAUCCCAGCUUCAGAUUGUUCAAGAAUUCCAAUUACGUGAGAGAAUGACUGAGCUUCAGAAAGAAAAUGUUAUAUUAAAGCAUAAAUGCAAACAACUAUCGCAGAAUUGCAAAAAAUAUCGAAAUUCUUCCCAAAAUCAAGAAAAUCAAAAUAAAGGAAACCAAAUCACAUGCCACAACUGUCACGCUGAUGAAAUAUUAGCGACAUUACUCCAAAAGGAAUCGUAUGAAAAAAAGAUACAGGAUUUAGAAGAAUCUUUAGCGAAUGAAAAAGAUAAAACUUAUAAACUAAUGCUAGACAAAUCUCGGCAUUAA
Molecule: messenger RNA, 846 nt
Organism: Trichomonas vaginalis G3
Lineage: Eukaryota; Parabasalia; Trichomonadida; Trichomonadidae
Exons: 1
Coding region: 1-846 (281 amino acids)
Source: RefSeq, a predicted model, not a curated record